AUGGGGAGGGCUUUCAGUUCACAAUGGACGCGUGGCACAAGACAGCGUAUAACACUAUUACUGUUGUACUCCGUUUUGGUGUUCUGGCAAGCGGUAUCUGCUUUACCUUUUUUGCGCCAACUUAAACUCCAUACAUUAAAGCGUUUGUGCGGGGAACUGCCGCUUAGCAAAACCAUUUUGAAUAUGCCAAAGUGGAAACAAAUAGGUUUCAUAAAAAGAUUCUCCAGGUUAUCAACCUGGCGCGAAAAUGAGAGACUUUGGGAAAUUGUUUCCCAUUCCGGGUCCCACGUUUUCAGAUGA
Messenger RNA from Trypanosoma theileri, 300 nucleotides. RefSeq lists its product as uncharacterized. Bases 1 to 300 code for a protein of 99 amino acids. NCBI's taxonomy places the organism in Eukaryota, Euglenozoa, Kinetoplastea, Trypanosomatida, Trypanosomatidae. The transcript has a single exon. The record is from RefSeq and is a predicted model, not a curated record.